Molecule: messenger RNA, 1673 nt
Organism: Oryzias latipes (Japanese medaka)
Lineage: Eukaryota; Metazoa; Chordata; Actinopteri; Beloniformes; Adrianichthyidae
Gene: drc2
Product: dynein regulatory complex subunit 2
Biological process (GO): regulation of cilium movement; cilium-dependent cell motility; axonemal dynein complex assembly
Cellular component (GO): axonemal dynein complex; axoneme
Source: RefSeq, a predicted model, not a curated record
GAGCUCGCGGAACGUCUCCGAAGCUGUUGCUAUGGAGACGGAGUUCAAACACUGCGUGAAGCUCGAGUCUGACCGUGGGUUCAGGCGCUGAAGGGGAAAGUUUUCUUCCCAUUUUCGAACCGAGGCCGGAACCAGAAGCACCUACAGAACCGGUGGAAGAGGUGUCAUGCCGAAGAAAGCGAAGAAAAGUUUGGGGAGGACAGAAGGGGAGCGUUUGGUGCAGCUGCAUCACAGAGCUCAGGCUGAGGAGGAGAUGUCCAAGAAGAAGGAGGAGAUGCUGGCACUCUUCCUGAAGGACAAGCUGCAGAAGGAGCAGAGGAACACAGCGGUGAACCUGCUGAAGGUGACCGAUCGCUGGAGGUCCAUCCAGCGUCAGGCUCGGGUCACUGAGCUGCGAGGGAACAUAGUGGUGUCCCGGCAGAUGUUUGAGAGGGAGGUGGAUGAGCUGAACUUUGUCAUUGAGAAACUGAUGGGGGACCUGCAGGGGGCGGAGCGUCAGACUGCACAUGUGCAGGCCAGCCACCUGCAGCAGCUGGACCACCUUCUGGCUCAGGACCUCAAGCGAAUGGGGUGUCUGCACCAGGAUUGGGGAGGAGGCCUGCAAGACCUGUGUUCCUCGUACAGCUCUGAGAAGCAACAAAUGUUUGCGCAGUUUGAGGAGCAGCGGGACAAACUCCAGAGCAAAGUGUUCUCUGCAGAUCAGCACCACAAAGACGCCAUGCAGGAGAUAAAGAAGACAUCCACAGACAGAGAGAGCUGGUUCUCCAGCCAUUCUGACCCAAAGAACGUUCAAAUGGGGUUAAGAGACAAUCUGCACGAGAGCAUCUCCAACAUCCUGGGAUCUUGGAAGCACAACAUCAACAAUGUGAAGAAGAAGGAGGAGGAGGUGGCUCUUCUGCUGGAUUAUGUCACCCAACAACUGAAGAUCACGAUGAGACUGAAGAACAAGGCCGAGCAGCUGAGAGACAGGGUGAAAGCCACUGAGUGGGAGAAGGAGUUUAUGGAGGAGAAUCUGACCGCCUACAGGAACGAGAUGAACCUCAGGUUUUACCAGGCCCAGGGCCAGGUGGCAUCGGGUCGCCAAGCAACAAGGAAGCAGCUCACCCAGCUUGCAGUGCAGGGGGAUGCUGCCGCUGAGAAGCAGCAGGCCGCCAUCGCUCAGGGAGAGAAGGUGCUGCGAGCCGCUAAAAUGUGCCUCAAGUUGAAGCUCCAGCAUGAGGAUUUACCACCACUGUUUGCCCCUCUACACCUCCCCCCUGAGGAGGACACACAGGGGUCUGAGGAUGUUCAGCACCUGCAGCAGCGUCUGACCAAAGCUGUGCUGCAGCGGGACGCACUGAGGAAACACAAAUCAGACUUAAGCCAAGAAAACGUGCAACUCCAGCUGCUGCUGGGUCAGCACUCAUUUGGACUCCAUGAAGACUGCUGUCCUCUGCCCACGUCUCAGGCUCCCAUCAUCUCUGCACCAGCUGCUGGGCAACAGCGCCACACUGUGAUCGAAGCCGCACACAUAGCAAAAUAUUGCCUGUGAAAAAGUAGGAACACAAGUUUUGGAUCUGAAUGGACAGACAUCCUUUUAUUCUCAACAAACAUUCUGGAUAAUAAAAUUCUGGAAGUGUUGAGAUUCCUGUAAUUCCCCUGUUGGUAAAAUAAAGACACCUCCUCCAACUUGA